Meloidogyne enterolobii is the source of this 3455-nucleotide messenger RNA. NCBI's taxonomy places the organism in Eukaryota, Metazoa, Nematoda, Chromadorea, Rhabditida, Meloidogynidae. The record is from the annotation of a GenBank genome assembly.
AAAAUGUUUAAUCAUCCAAAUCAUGGAUCAAUGACAUCACAGUUAGCGCAAAUUCAGAGAACGAUGGCGUAUCGUCUUCAAGGGCCGAACAAUUUUUUGGGAAAUGUGAAUACGCCGCCAGAGAUUAAUGACAGAGGAUUUACGGUGGGUUGGACCCGUGGUUUUGGAACCUCCAAUUUAAUGGGACGCUCCGAAUUUAACAAUUAUGGCUCUCGUUCAUCUUUACCCUAUACACAGACAGAAAUGAAUCAAACGUCUGGUAGCGAAUUUAUUGGCAAUUCUAGCAUUCGUAUGCCUAUUUUUAAAUGCCCAGAAUGUAGUAUUGUCAAAAAUACGAGUGAAGACUUUGAGAUUCAUGUGAAGGUUGAACAUUUGAAUUGGUUACCAUUCAUUUGUCCGAUGUGCAAAGCGGCUCGUGCUUCGGAUAUUCAAAUGCGUGAACACAUGCAUUCAUCUCACAAGAAGAACGAUAACAUGUACUGGUAUCAAGACAAUGCACAAGCCAAAAAAAUUCUUCAAGAGAUGAUGGACAAAGCUCUUUUCGCUGCUUCUAUUCAGCAUAAGCAAAGCAACAUUCCUAAACUAGGAAGAAUUAUUGGAGACUCAAAUGGAAAUUUACAAAGUGUCGCUCAUACUGACAAUGAGUCAGCUAAAAGGAUCCGACUAGAUGAUGUCGUCACCUCUAGUAUUAGAAGAAAUAUUGAAGAAAGUCUACAAUCCAAAAAUCAAAAUGUUAACGAAAAUACUUCGACAAGUGGUAUCAAAUUAGCUGGACAAGAACGUAAACCUAGUAUAGACGAAGAGACGGACUCUCAGUUGAGCACGAUUUUUGGACGAAAUGUCAAGUCCGAAUUCGACAUGACAGUAAUGGAAGAGGAUUCGCCUUCACAACAAUCUUUACAAACGAUUAAUGAAGACGAUGAAUUACAUGAUAAUACUCAUCAAAUGAAUGCUCUUCAGAAUAUGGCUGCAAUGUUUUCGGCUAGCGGUGGAUCAGUUUGUCAUAAAGUGCAGCCAAAGAGUAUUUUAGACUCGCGCUCAUCAAGGCCCUUUCCAUAUAAGCGAGUAGUGCGCAAUCGACCUGGCCCUAUGACCUCAAAGAAGCGGGUUUUGGGUGUUUGCGCUCGCUGUAACAAGCCUAUAACUGCUGGGGCAAGACAAAUGCACAUGUUUUUCCAUCUGGGUAAAGAUAUGCAAACUUUUCGCUUUCGAUGUAAACAUUCUGGCUGCGAUGUGGAACAUUAUAGGAAAGAUCAAAUGGAAAAUCAUCAAUCGAAGGUACAUGGACAGGUUGAUCCAAAUAUGAUGGAUGAUAGAAGUCAGGAUCUUUAUGACCUUGUUCAGAAGAUGUCUAUGGAGUUGCUUGGUACUAUGGGAAAUACGCCUGGACCAACAGCAGCUAAAGCUCAACUUAUGUAUGAGCAACAAAUGCGUGAUGUGGCUGCCAAUUUAGGCAGUCGUAAACGACCGCCUAUUCAGAUGCUUACUCAACAUCAACAAAUCCAUACAAAUAUGAACGGAAUGUUUGAUUCGGCAAACCGAAAAAUGGAAGACUUGGAGUGCCGUCUAUGCCAUAAGACGAUUAUGAGUAGAAUUCGCGGUUUUCAUAUUCUUUGGCAUUUAAAUAAUGAUUUGGGAAUUGUUCGCUAUGGCUGCAAGCACUGUGAUUUUAAACAUGACCGCCCUCAAUCUGUUGUAGGGCACGGCGCACGAGAACACGCUGAUGAAUAUUGUUGCGAGGAUUUGCUUUAUAAUUUUGAGGAUGAACUUAAAUCCAUGUCGAAGGCAUGUUUUGGCGUCGAACGUCUUUUCGAAAAGGAAAUUCGGCGAAGGACCAGGAUGGAACUUUAUGGAAAUGUGAUAGAUGAUGACCUCAGGAAUGAAGAUGAACUUGAAGAUGAUGAUUCACGAGGAAGCUGCGAUUCAAAGCUCCUUAACCAGACUCCCCUUGCAAAACUAGAUGUGCAAUUAAAGGCAGAAAGUUCAGAUCGUUCAUGGUCUUCUUCUAAGGAGCAGAUGCGAAAAAAACGAAGUUUUCGUCGUUUUGGUACUAGGGUUCGUUCGCGAAGGCAAAGAGAAGAUAUGAUCAAACUGCGUGAAGUUAGUAUGCGUCUUGGCGGGGCUCAAUACUUUAAAAAGAAGUCAAAUGAAGCGGUUCUUUGCGAGAAGUGCGGGAAGAUGAUUUCAAAUCGUCUUUCUGAUCAUGCUUAUUCUCAUUUGGAUGGAUGUGAUCUUUUUCGUUGCCAACAAUGCAAUUUGACGAUUGUCCGUCACCUGCGAGAUUUUCACAAUUCCAGUGACGAGCCUCCUCUCGAUAAUCGUUUACGAUUUGCACAAGAAAUCAAGGAUGCUAUACGGGAAUGUUACCCGCAUCUCUUUGUUGAUGCUCCAAUUCCAACAAAAGAGGAUAUUGAAAAAAUGAAGGCAAAUCUUAAACUAGAAAAAAUGGUCUUAAUCUCUGAGGGUGAAGAUGAUGGAAAUGAAGAUAAAGCCGAAGAGGACGGCGAUGUGGAUGAAGAAGAUGAGCAGGAGGAUGAAGAUGAAGAAGAUCAAAAAAAGGAAGACGAAGAAGAAGCUCAUGUGGAAACAGAUAGUGCUAAAGAGUUGGAUACUCAUGAAGAGGAACGAGAUGAAGAUAAUGAGCACAAUGCUGAAGAAGAGGAGGAGGAAGAAUUGUCUCGAGAUGGGGAUGAAAGAGAGGGCAGUGAGGAAGUGGAGCAAGAAGAUGAUAUUAAAGAAGAGGAUGGUGAAGAUGAGAUUGAAGUUAGAUCUGAACUAGGGGACACGUAUGAUAAUGAAGAAAAACACGAAAUAUUGACUCAAAGUAAUGACGAGGAGAGAGUACAAGAAAGAAAUGGUCAACAAAAGCGUUCAAGGCGUGGUCGACCUCCAAAAGAUAGUAAGGAAGUAAAAGCCUGUAAUAGUUAAUAAUUUUCUAUUUUACAUAUUCGUAGUUAUGGUUUUAUAUAUCCUUUCUCAAUUUUGUACUUUUUUUGGUAAACUAAUUACAUGCAAGCACUUCUUAUUUUGUGACUCGUGCAGUUCUAUCCGAGUCGCAGCUCGAAUUAGAAAAAAUUUGGGCCAUCGGGAAACAAUAUGUAGAUGAAAUUUUGAGUUUUAUUUCAUAAUGUUUAAUGUUUUUUCUUGUUUGCUUGCUAUAUGUAUGUAAAGGGAACAAGGAGAAUGGUGACUAAUUAUUUAUAAGAGGAAAAUAAACUUCUAAGGGGAAAGAAGGAUGGCGGUAUACUGCCAGUCACUCAAUACACAAUUUUUCCAGUUUGUUCUAUUUCUUUCCGACUAUCCCGAUUUUACAGCAGUCCAUUAUGCUCGCUAGCGAAGGACAAUGCAUUUAACACAUUUAUGCAUGCAUCUGCACCCUUUUACGCGUUUAUUGAAAACGAAAUAUAUAAAACUUGCGCAACGAUAAAAAUUACGACAAUAAAGAAUCUGUAUUU